Messenger RNA from Leptidea sinapis, 1020 nucleotides. RefSeq lists its product as uncharacterized. NCBI's taxonomy places the organism in Eukaryota, Metazoa, Arthropoda, Insecta, Lepidoptera, Pieridae. The transcript is spliced from 9 exons. The coding region runs from base 44 to 1003 and encodes 319 amino acids. The record is from RefSeq and is a predicted model, not a curated record.
CAACAAUUAAAGUUUCAGUUGUGCUCGUUGGCUUAUAGUCACAAUGAUAAUCUUUGCGUUGACAAUCGUCGGUUUAAUCGCGUGUGCUCCCAUUGGAAACUGUUACCCAGCGGCUCAAGAGUUGUUCGGUCUAAGAAAUGUCGUUACUGUUCCCACAAACUGCCCUGAUGGUCAACAACUUGUAAAUGGGGCAUGUCGUGAUAUUUGGAGAAGAUUACGAGCUGAUACGCCAGAAUCCAGAUCUGGGUUAAGAGUUCAAAUCAUCAGUCCUUAUCCACUAGAAUGGAUGAAUGGUGCGUGUCGAGAAAUUUGGAGAUCCGAACAAGAGUUAAGCGCAAGAAAUGUCGUCACUGUUCCCACAAACUGCCCUGAUGGUCAAGAACUAGUAAAUGGAGCAUGUCGAGAUAUUUGGAGAAGAUUACGAGCCGAUACGUUCGGCCCAAGAAAUGUCGUCACUGUUCCCACAAACUGCCCUGAUGGUCAAGAACUCGUAAAUGGCGUAUGCCGUGAUAUUUGGAGAUUAAGAGCUGUUACACCAGGUCCAAAAAAUAUGGUGACUGUUCCUACUAAUUGUCCGUCAGGUCAAGUCUUGGUUAAUGGAGUAUGUCGUGAUAUCUGGAGGAAAUUAAUAAAUGUUUUCAGAUCCGACGUAAAUUCUAAGAACAUCGUCACUGUUCCUACGAAUUGUCCUGAAGGACAAGAACUAGUAAACGGUGUAUGUCGCGAUAUUUGGAGAAAAGCAGUCACACCAGCUAUGAGUCCAAGCAAUGUAAUAACAGUGCCUACUAACUGUCCUCCUGGUCAAACUUUGGUAAAUGGCGCCUGCCGCAAUAUAUGGUUCAAUGCAGUCCAUGCCGCCAUGGUUCGUAAAGUACGCCAAGCCGAUAUUAAAGAUUUCACUCGAGAGAAAACAAUCGAUAGAAAUAUAAUAACUGUACCCACACAGUGUCCCACAGGAUACAAACCGGACGCCAAUGGAAUUUGCCGACCCAUACUCUAUUAGUAAUAACUAGAUACUUU